Messenger RNA from Eutrema salsugineum, 2439 nucleotides. RefSeq lists its product as uncharacterized. The coding region runs from base 1 to 2439 and encodes 812 amino acids. Gene Ontology annotation, molecular function: cysteine-type peptidase activity. The transcript is spliced from 10 exons. The record is from RefSeq and is a predicted model, not a curated record. NCBI's taxonomy places the organism in Eukaryota, Viridiplantae, Streptophyta, Magnoliopsida, Brassicales, Brassicaceae. Gene Ontology annotation, biological process: proteolysis.
AUGGAAGACGGAGAACCUUCAAAUACAGGCAUGGAAGAUGGAGAAACUUCAAAUAACCUUUCGGAAAAACUACCAAAAAGAGUCCUCGGCGAUGGUUGCUACCCCGUUGGUGCUCGGUUGAACAUAUAUUCAAAGGCCAAUGUAAUUGGCCUCCUUGUCGAGGCGUUAAAGGGUACUGAAGAUCUUGAGAAGCUACUUCAUUCCCAGUUUGGGAACACAGAAGAAGAAGAAGAAGUCGGAAAAACAGGAAUCUGGAAAGACCUGUUCGGAAGAGCGAAGGCUAUGAACGUGUAUGAUGUGCUUGAAAUGCUAAAGGACCCGGAUCUACCCCGAUGGAAACGGCUUCCAUUGGCCCUAAUCGUUCUUGUCGACGGUGUUCUGUUUUGCAAUAGCAAAAAUCUAGCCCUCACCGAGAAAUACGUUGAGAUGUUGAGUGACUUGGAUAGGAUCAUGCUGUAUCCAUGGGGGAGGGUAUCCUUUAACAAAACAGUAUCUCGUUUUCAAGCUCCCAAGACAAUCACGGAUGCUGAGAAAAGGGAGAAUCCUACAUUCCUUGAAGAUCCCGAAGGCUGUCAAAACGUUAUCACACUGUUGCAUCUUGGGGACAUACAUGCCGUGGAAUCCGACCAUCUGUUGUCUGUGAAACAAAUGGUAGUGGAUGAUGGUGAGAAUGACCAACAAAAUGAAUUGCGUUGGGGAGAUGAGGUAGAGGAUGCCGAAGUUGCAUUCAUGCAGGAACUCAUGGCCGAGGGGUACAAAUUCACACUUUCGGAUUUUGCAGUGGCACCGGCAGCUAUCGUGGAUAUUAGUGAUGCGGAGGACGAGGUUACCAAUGAACAGGAACCUGAGCCAUCCACCCGACCGAAAAAGAAACAGAAAACUCAUCAAACUGAAAAACGUAAGAUGCAGAGGAAGAGAGGCAGGGGCAAGAACUCUUCUAAUCUAUCGGAAGAUGAAACACCUGAAAGUGGACAGAUUAAAGAUCUUAAAAGAUGGAUAGUACUUCAGAAUACUUUGCUCCUUCGUGAGAUUAAGACCGAGUUGGACAAGAGAUUGGGCGUAUACCAAGAGGACGAAGAAGAUGACGAUGUACACCAGUCAAAAGAAGAUGGGGAACAAGAUGACGAAGGACAGAAUACAAAAAAAGAUGAUGAAAAAGCGGAUGAAGAUGAAGACGAAGCCGAAGAUGGAGGGGCACAGUCUAGCGUACGCCAUAAUGAUGGUGUACACCCCGAAGAUGGUGUACACCAGAAAGAAAGAGAUGAUGAAGAAGGGACCUCUACUUACUACGGCGGGGACCAUUAUUCUCCCAGGGACCAUGCAUACUUGAAGACUCCAAAAGCUCCGACGAUGACCCCUGAACCGGGACAAGCCAAUUCAGGAACAACUCGUCCACCUUCUUACUUCGUCAUUCCGGAUGAAAUUCCACCUUCUGGCCUCAACGAGGUGGAUGGUGGUAGAACAAAUUUGGUGUCAGGCCCCUUAGUAGUCUACAAACCUCAGACUCCUAACCCAUUGAGCUACGCAUAUAAGAAACAUGAAGCGCAGACAGAUGCACAGGAUGCACAUGGUGUGGCUAAUGAGGACGACUCAAAUGCGGGGAAAGAUUACCAUACUGCGCCUGAGGAUGCAAGUGAUGCUUCGCAGAAGACCCCUUGUACUCCAAAACCCCCACAAGAAGUUGAGGAAUCAUCGAAAGCUGCGUACAAACCACUCGAAACAGUUGACCAAGACCACUUCGAGGCAUUUCAGGAGUUAUUAUCGCGUGAAAGAAACAUCGACUUUUGCAUUGUCACUGGUCAUACUGUGAACAAUCAAUUCUUCCUACAAAUUGCGAAGCCUACUGAGUGGGUUAACACGAUGCACAUGCAAGUCAUAAUGGCCAUGCUUUGGAGACGUAGAGGUGAAAUAUACUUGAAAGACAGGGUAGCAUUUGUAGACACCUUGUUCAUAUCCAUCAUCGGCAACUACUACAACGAUUUCAUAUCGCGAGACAAAAAUCUGUAUGACUGGGGGAAAACCAUUCAGGGCAUUGUAUUGGGAAAACCAGCAAAGUGGGCUAAUCAGCGGCAGAGGCAAAUGUUUGUACGGAUUUUGGACUCAUUCAUCAGUCAUAAUGAUGAAGCGGCUGUGGAGCAGUAUAUGGCGCCCGUGUGUCAAAGUAUGUCAUUUAUAUUGAAGCGUUAUUUGGAUAGCAAAUUAACGGAAGGCCUACGCACCACCCCUUACACAUGGAGUCGUUUGGAGGGCAUAUAUCAGAACAAAAGAUCCGGUGACUGUGGUCCAUGUGCGGCCAAAUUCUUAGAGAUGCAUGCUGCAGGCCUUGGAGUGGAGGAUAUGGGUUUGAUAACGGACGAUGACGUUGACAGGUUAAGGGAGAAAUACGCCAUGGACUCAUACGAAGAGUUUGUCGGGAAUCCGGCUAUUGCCAACGCUUAG